AUGAACAACCCCUACUACGGCGUCCUCUGCGACAGCGUAGCGAACCAGUACCUGAUUGAAAAGUGCGGGUACUCGAUGGACCGAUCGCCACAGGCCGCCAUCAUCGCGCACACUUACUUCGACUAUUUCGGCUCGGUGAGUUACCCGGGCGUCAUCGAGGUCGGGCUCCGCGUAGCAAAGCUAGGAAAGUCCAGUGUACUUUACGAGGUCGGCAUCUUUGCGAAAGGCGAGCCCAUAGUUAAGGCGGUUGGUGGGAGCAUGCAUGUAUGGGUGGCUAAUGAGGGCGGGGUGCUUGGACGGCCGGCCUCCGAGGGCAUGCCCGCGCAUGUGAGGACGGCGUAUGAGGCUUUGAUGGAGCCUGGAACUCUGGGGAAAAGCAAUGGGGAUGGGAAGGGGGAGGAAGGGAAGCGGAAAGCGAAGCUGUGA
Molecule: messenger RNA, 426 nt
Organism: Cladophialophora psammophila CBS 110553
Lineage: Eukaryota; Fungi; Ascomycota; Eurotiomycetes; Chaetothyriales; Herpotrichiellaceae
Exons: 1
Coding region: 1-426 (141 amino acids)
Source: RefSeq, a predicted model, not a curated record